Messenger RNA from Chironomus riparius, 3045 nucleotides. The record is from the annotation of a GenBank genome assembly. NCBI's taxonomy places the organism in Eukaryota, Metazoa, Arthropoda, Insecta, Diptera, Chironomidae.
AAGGACAGUCAGAUCGAUAAUUUUGUACAAAUUGGAAAUGAUUUAAUGCUGUUAAGGCUUUUAAGUGCAAUAAAAAGCAUUAAAAAUGCUAAAACAAGAGAAUCUUGCUGCCAAUUUCUGUGGUCUGCUUGCUCAAAAAGGAUUCAAAGAAUCAGCCAAUGAAUUCAGAAUAUUGGGUCAAGAACGAGACGGGACAAUAUUAACAAGCUGGAUAUCAAAGAAUCAGGAAGGCAAUAAUGUCUCAAUGGUCGGUGGAUAUAACAUUAAGGAGAAGAAUUUUGAAAUUUUGCACAAAUUUACUGAAGUUAAGAAUGUCAUUCAGGCAUCCGUUAAUUGCACAAGAUCUUUAUUGCUGUAUGUUCUUAAGGAUCAAAUACAGACGGAUAAUUGUGAAACAGAUGAAUCGAAUGGAAUUAAGUUUGUUUAUAAAGCAUUUCUAGUCGAAAUUAAGAAUAAGAAUCCAGCGGAACCGAAAGAGUUACUUGAUGUACCAAGAUCCAAGCAAGUUUUAGUUCAAUUUUUAUGGUAUAAGCAGCAACGAAAUAGUCAAGAUCGUUUUUUAUUGAUGAUCCAUGAAGAAUGUAUUUAUCUCUAUACUUUAGUAUUAAGGAAGGAAAUUGGUGAUGAAAGUAACUAUUAUUACGAUAAAGUUAUGAUUAAAAUUGAUACGCCUGUCAAGAAUUUCAUUUGGUGUCAAUGGGAAUCAAAGAUUCAAAGUCUAUUUUAUAUUAAUUUAAAGCAGUCAUCUCGAACAUCAUUAGAAGAAAACGAUAAAGCUUUGAAUCCAUCACUUUCAGCAUUACAAUUUCAUGAUGAUUUACCACAUGAAACAGUCUUAAACAUUCCAUUGAAUCUGCCCAAAAUGCCAACAUCAAGUAAAUGCUCUGAAUAUGAAGACGAUACAAUUCCAUUAAGAGUCCAUGACUCGUCCUUGAACUUGAUAAUAAUAACUGAUGAUGAUAAAGGCAUAUUCAUUUGCCACUACUACUUAUAUCAGCCAAUAAGGCAGCAAGAUGAAGAUCAAUCGAGUGUUGAAGAAGUACAUUUUGCAUAUUCAGUUACAAUGGUUGCAGCUAGUCUCGUUCUGCACUGUAUUAUUCCUGGAAUAGCUUGGGAAAAGGCAAAGUCUAUGAAACCGACAUUUUCUCUCGUAGAUGAAUACAUGCUUGUCUUUCAAGCUGGUUUAUUCAUUAAUGUACUGGAUAUUGGACUUGAACAUGAGCCAUGUGGACACAUAGUUGCACAACCUUUUACUAAACAAGAAGUCACACAUCUUGUUCCAAUUUUUAAUUCAAUAUGCUUUGAUUCAGCAACACUUGAUCUUAUUUCAAUACAAAUUCCUAAAAAUCACUUAAUUGAUACAUUCAAAAGUGACACAUCUAUUGAUAAUCGUUUAAGCAUCAUUCAUUAUUUCCUCGUCCAUUACAAUGACAUUGAUAUCUUUGCUGAAUUAUUAAAUAUUAUUAUGGAGCAUCCAUUGAGUCUAGAUACUGUUAGUUUAUUAAAAGAAGCACUAGUUGCAGGCACAUAUUCAUCAUUACGAAAAGGAUUGAAUCAAGAUGCUGCUGCAUUAAUUAAAUUCCUUCCAUUAACAACAUGCAACACAUCGAAGCCAUUACAGGCUAAAGUUUUUGAUCUCAAUGUUGGAUUAUCUCAUGAGUUUCUUCAUAAUACAGCAAUGACAUUGCUGAGCUCUCAACAAAGAUUGUCACCGUAUCGUCAAGACAUGUGGACACGACUUUAUGAUCGUCUUAAUGACAAAAAAGAUUCAAAGCAGCGAUUCUGUUGCGAUCAAGUAACAGAGAAAUUAAUGUAUUCACUAGCUUGCUAUCAGCCAGAGGCAUUAAGUCGUGCCACAACACCAUUGAUGACACCAAGCAGUUCUACGUCCAUGAUGAGUGAUUUAAAUGUUAUUAACUCAUUUACUUCAUCGAAAAGAAAUCAAAAUGAUAUGUUGCCAUUUUUAGAAUUCGAAACGUGCACAGCAAGUAAACAGGAACACGUAAUUUCAGUCAAUUUACGUGAAUUAAGCAUGCACUUGGUGAAACAUAGUGUGAAGCAAGUUACUGGAUUUAGAUGGCUUAAAGAUUACGAACCGACAGCACCAACUUUUGUGCAUGCUGUCUCAACAAAAUAUGUUACUGCUCAAUUGGAAGUUUCCCGUCUUUUGUGCAUCUUCGUGUGUCGUGCUGCUGGAAUCGAUGCUCGCAUCGAAAUUGAACGUGGAUUUAAUUUGAUCGAUAAACUCUCCAUCCCCCAAAGAUAUUUACUAUUUUUAAUGCUCGAGAGAUAUGUACUUGCUGUUGAAUCUAUGUCAUUUCCAUUGCCACAAGGAUUUUCAUCAUUCUUUACAUACUUAGGAUUUAGAUCUCUAGAAUUUGAAGAAUUUAUUGAAUACUGUCAGAGGCAUGUUUUUGAACUACAAAUUGAUGUCAUGAAGAAUAUUAUGAGUGAUAUUCCAGACACAAAUGAAGGUGUGGCAAGGAAGCUACUAUUAUUAUCAUUACUUCCCAGAACCAGAGCAAGAAGACUUCUUAACAAUUGGUCACAUCCGAUAAGUUUGAGGAUCCGUGGGAUUGAUCAUUCGUCGAAUGUUUUGUCUGGAAAUUCAGCAGGUCGAUCAAUGUCGUUGUCAAGUAGCAGGAAUACAAAUCCAAUAGACAUUGAGUCAAGUUUAGACACAAAUUGGUAUGAUAUGUGGUAUGCAGUAGAGAAAAGUCAUAAUAAAUCAUCAUUAGAAUCAUCGUCGAUGUCGUCGGAAGAAGAAUUGGAGUCUCAAGUUUCUGUAAGAGACUCAGUUUCAUGUUGUUUUAGUUUUAAAAAAUUGUUUAUAUUUAUUGUCGCAUGGUUUUGCAUAAUUUUACUAGUCAUUAUUUGUAUUUUAUUAAUAAUUAUCAUUUUGUGUUAUAACGAAACUCCAACCAAAUUAUUAUCAAUUGCACAGCAGUUAUUCGAAUCUAAUUAAUUUAUUUAUUUAUUCAUUUAUUUAAGCUUAUCUCAUAUACUUUUUUUGUUAUGAUUUAUACAUCAAAUGCUUUAAUUUGU